ACCUAUAACCUUUAUUUCUCAUCCGUAUUACGUCGUUGUUCUCUUCACCUGCCAUCACAACAAAGGUAUUCGAUUCUCUCAACGUUCUCCUCUCCCCAUCAGCUCGCGACCUUCGAUACCGAUCGAGCCUCGAGAGAUCCUCUGAUUCUCUUGCGCAUCUCACUUGGACAGUCCCACUCGGAAGACAGACGCUGUAAAGAGUGAAGAGCGAGGAACACGUGGACCAGGACCCCAUCAACGACAACAUGUCUUCCCUUGAGGGAGUAAAGGCUCCCGACAAUGGCGACAAGCCUAACCGUCGGCCGUCGAAGCGGACCACACUGGAUCUUGAGGAGGGAGGUCUCGCGCACCCCGGCUCAGACAGCACUAGCGGCGGCGGCGAGGCAGCAUCAUCAAAUCCGGCUUCAGACGAGAAGAGUGCCGAAGGGUCGAGCAGCAGGGCAAAGACAACGAUUAGUCUGGGCAGGAACGAGAGCGAGCAGAGGAUGGGACUAGGUGGUCCUGCCAUGGGACCGCCGAGAAGGUCGACCAUGAACAGCAUAGGCCAGCGGGCACUGGGGAGAUCGUUCACCAGCCUCUUCGUGCCCGAGCAUCGUCUCAAGCCUGCACCCUCAGUCAAGCAGAGCCUGUUGAACAUUGUCAAGUACAACUUCCUCAAUGUCCUUGUGCUCCUCAUACCCGUCUCAUGGGCGCUUCACUUUGCGACACCUGACAACGAUCUGGCAAUCUUCUUGACGUCGUUCCUUGCCAUCAUGCCCUUGGCUGCACUUCUUUCGUACGGGACAGAAGAAAUCUCGUUCCGAGUUGGUCAGACGUUGGGUGGACUGCUCAAUGCAACUCUGGGCAACGCUGUUGAGCUCAUCGUAGCCAUCAUUGCCCUGCUCCAGUGCCAGCUUAUCAUCACGCAGACGUCGCUGGUUGGCUCCGUCCUCUCGAAUUUGCUCCUGGUUCUUGGCAUGUGCUUCUUCGUCGGCGGUCUUCGCUACAAGGAGCAAGAGUUCAAGCAGACCGCCGCCCAGCUCAACACGAGCAUGCUUACAAUGGCCGUCAUCAGCGCCUUGAUCCCCGCCGGGUUCCACGCAACGCUGGGCAGCGUUGUUCCCGAUCCUGAGGAGCGCUCCGAUCUCCUCAAGCUCUCACGAGGAGGCUCAAUAAUACUCAUUGUCAUGUACGCCGGCUACCUUUACUUCCAGCUCAGGUCCCACACCCACCUCUACGCCGACGACGAAGACGCAGAGGAGGAGCCUACGCUCGAAAUUUGGACUGCUGGCGCUCUCCUCGUCGUCUCCACUGUCCUCGUCGGUGUCACUUCCGAGUGGCUCGUCGACUCCCUCGACGGCUUCUCAAGUCGUUAUGGCGUACCAAAGAGCUUCAUCGGUCUAGUCCUUCUUCCCAUCGUGUCCAAUGCCGCCGAGCAUGUCACAGCCGUUGUGGCCGCGAGAAGGAACGCCGUGGACCUUGCCAUGGGCGUUGCGGUGGGAUCGUCGAUCCAGAUUGCCAUCUUUGUCCUCCCGCUCCUCGUCGUCAUUGGCUGGAUUGCCGACAAGCCACUGAGUCUCCUCUUCGACCCCUUUGUCGCCAUCCUCCUCUUCCUCGCCGUCCUCAUCGUCUCCUACAGUAUCGCAGACGGCCGCUCAAACUGGAUGGAGGGAUGGAUUCUCAUGAAUGUCUUCGUCCUCAUGGCCUUUGCCUCGUGGUACAUUCCCGACUAUACCGGCCUGUUUCCUGACGAGUACUGCAAGGACCGAAACUACUUCAACACGCACCCAGACGCGACGAAUCUUGGCUCAUCAUAAAGGACCGCCCAGCGGCCUGCGUGUCGGUACGACACACCCGUUGCCUCGUCGAUUCCACUCCUUUUCGCCUUUGCUCUCGUUCUCACUCUAUCCAUAAGGCAUCGUUCUUCACUUUGGUUCUUGUUCUUCUCUCAUCUUUCACACAUUAUCACCACAGUCAUAAUACUAGUAGCAGCAGUACGCGCUCUCUCAUUCACACAGAUCAAUGCCAUCGCGGUCUUUUCGCGUAAUCGAAUCAAACCCAGACCCUUCUAUGAC
Messenger RNA from Acaromyces ingoldii, 2054 nucleotides. RefSeq names its product Calcium/proton exchanger. Bases 246 to 1796 code for a protein of 516 amino acids. Gene Ontology annotation, molecular function: calcium:proton antiporter activity. The record is from RefSeq and is a predicted model, not a curated record. Gene Ontology annotation, biological process: intracellular calcium ion homeostasis; calcium ion transmembrane transport. The transcript has 4 exons. Lineage: Eukaryota; Fungi; Basidiomycota; Exobasidiomycetes; Exobasidiales; Cryptobasidiaceae. Gene Ontology annotation, cellular component: fungal-type vacuole membrane.